UGUUUUCACUCAGCGCAGUAACGGAGAGGGGAGGCAAGGCACGGAGUUUGUGUAACGGUUUUUCGCUUUUAAUCUUCAUUGCAUCUCUCCAGCCUUCUGCCAUGGCUCUGUGCAGUAGCGUCGGAGCCUUGGCGUUACCCAGCGAGCUCAUUGUCCACAUAUUUUCCUUCCUGUCAGACCGAGACAAGCUCCGGGCCUCGGCCGUGUGCUCUCGCUGGAGGGAGUGUCUCUUCUACCCUGCGCUGUGGACGGAGCUCAAGCUGCGCGUCGGUGGAGGAACCAACGGCGGCGGCUCUGGGUCAGAACAAACCCCGCGAUUAGAGUUCCUCAUGCGCAAGUUCGGCUCAUUCGUGCGGGAGCUGCAGCUGGAGUUUGCCCCGGUGGACGGAUACUUGAGCCCGCUGCAGCGCGGAAUGGAAGCCGUCGAGUGCGACCCGCAGUUCGCGAAAGAUGCGAUGGUGACAUAUUUGGAUCAGGUGUUGUGUGUGCUCGGCAGUCUGCGUAAUAACAGAAAUCUCCAGAAGCUGAGUCUCUACGGGGACACAUGCAUUCUUCAGGAUGACGGGAUUCUGGACAGCUCUUUUCUCAGCCAGGUCGACCAAGGGGGCAAGAAGAUGAAAGAGAUCCAGCUGCUCUUUGAAGAGAUCCUGUCCAACAGCAGGCAGAUGAAGUGGUUGUCAUCUGCGUUCAUGCUCUGUGUGGUGACCCCUUGCUCUCUGGCCUCUCUCUCCAACGCCAGCACCAGCUCCCUCGAGCACCUCAGUCUGAUCGACAACCAGCUGCCCAGCCUGAUUUCCACAGUGGAACUGGAAAGGCUCGCUCACCUGCGGUCUCUGUCGCUAGACUUCUGCGACUUCACCUCGGACAUGUGCCGCCUCCUGGCCUGCGGUGACCGAGCGCCCCUCCACCGCCUGUCUCUCCUUCUCAAUGGCGCCGCUUUGGAUGUCAAGCCUUUGGGUGGCACCGCCGCCGAGGAGGACUGGAAAGCCCUGGUCCGUCGCAGCACGAACCUGCGUGUCUACGUCAUGGCGAUGGAUGUGUGCAGCCAGGACCUUCUGCGUGUGCUGAAGCCCAGCGUGCCCCUGGAGCGCAUCCACCUGGACAGCUACAGCACUCUGGUGACGGAUGGGGUCGUGGAGCUCAUCUCGCAGCAGUACCACAGAACCCUCAGCCACUUCAUCUUGAUGAGGGACGACGCCGGAUUCCCAGACCUCAGCGUCAACCGCAAUGAGGACCCGCUGGUUCUCCUCGCCUGGCGCUGUGUGCACCUCGCUGUCUUGAUCAUCCAUGGCUACACCGUGUGGUCCCACAACCUCGUGGCCAUCUCUCGCCUGCGUGGGUCCAACCUCAAAGUCCUGGAGGUGUCCGAAGAGAGCAUCGACUUUGACCCGGACCAGUCGGUGUACAUCGAGGGAGAUCCCGUCCACAAUCUAGUCAAGGAGGUGUCCCUGGGCCUGGGCCGCGUCUGGCAUCCCUCAAUGGACAACAGCAUGGUCCUGAACGAGCCCACUCAGCACUUCCACCGUGAGAUGCAGAGUUUCAGCGCGGGCAUGUAGACUCGCCAAACGCCCUCUCUAACCCUGUGCUUGGUGAUCUUUCACUCAAUGGGCCCUUCUCAUUUUACAUAUUGUUUUAUUUCUUUCCUUUCUUUUUGAUUUGUUUUUGUUUUUUCUUGUAGUGUGAAUUUAAUCCUUUAUAUGUGCUGUGUUUAAUCAGUAUUAGCUCUAUAUUUAUAUCUAUAUCUAUAUAUCCUGCUUAUUACUAGGAAAGUAUAGUUGGGUAUUGGUUUAGUAGCUAAUUGAGUGAAUGGUAGAGAUGGACUUUUAUACAGCUAGCUUAAAAGUUGUACAGUGAGCUGUUCAUUCUCUCGCUUUGUCUGUUUGUUGGUUUCCCCUUAGAAAGUGUGGAGUUACCUCAAACUAUCAGUUGAUCCUUCUUGGCUUCUGCAACGACGAAAUCCCAUGUUCACGUUGACCUUUUUAUAGGGAGAUUAGUCUUCCAGCCAAGGGACACGGCUGAUCCACAAUUACAAACCUUCCUCUUUGUUUUACAUCACUAUGUAAUUGUUAUUCAGAAACGAGGAUUGGUGGAAACAACGUGUUCGGGACGCAGAUCCCGCUGGUUUUUCUCAACCUGCAAGUAGACGCACCUCUGCUGGUGAAACCAAUCGUAGAGGUUUUCAGUCUGGUGUAUAACACCUGCAUGCUGACCGCCCUGCAGCACAAUAUCUGGGCCCAGCCAUAGGUGUUUUGUUCUUUUCUUUUUUUCCUACGUGUGUUUUCGUUGCAAGUCCUUCCCGUCUGUCUCAGGUAGGCAAGAAUUAUAUGACCAGGAAGACGAAGAGGAUGGUUAUGAUAUUUUGGUAAGAGUGAUAACAAUCAGUUGAUAAUAGUUCUUCUCGAGUCACAGUUGCCUUGAACUCCCCCUUUCUUCUUCAUAAUUAAUGUGUUUUUGGCCUCGGACUCGGUCCGUUCAGCGUUAACGUCGCCGCAAUUCCCCAACCGAAGUGCGAAAUCCUCAUCGAAUCGUUGUCGAGGGCGAACGCGCUCCGAACGGAUUGAAUCCGGGCCGUGGUAUUUCAUCUGUAAAACAUAAGAUGGCGGGAGACAGACGUUUGCUUGUUCCAUAUCUCAGGAUUCCUGCACUUGCGGUACUUUUCCAGAAAGCUUUUGUUGAAGCUUCGUUCAAAUGGUUGGUGUGCUCGACGGGCAAGAUUUUGUAGUGUUUUUUGGAGGAAAGAGAGCUCUUCCAAAAGAAUGCGCUUUAGAAGUCGCUGGUUUUUAUUUUUUCUACCUGUUUAAUUUCCCUAGCUUAGCAUUUGAAGGUCUGUGUGUUUUUUGCUUUUACAUAUAUCGUCUAUUCGCUCCUUUAUUUUAAAAUCAGUCGAGGGAGAUCGUGGUUGCUUGUAAAGCUGAAAUAAGUGAAUGUCAAACUAAAGCCUUCUUGAAAGCGGCAGCGUUUUUCGCUCUGCAGAAUCCCCCUCUUUCCUGAGCAUAUCUUUAUUUUCUCGUGCUCUAACAACGAAGCGAAUCGUCGAAGAGUGGAGUACUUUUUAAAACCGUAAAGUUGCCUCGCUAACUGUUACUCUGUCAGGCCUCAGAACUUCCUGUUAUUUGGCGGUAUCAACUACCCAAGCCAAACCAGGUUUGAAAUGGAAGCCAUCGCCCAAAUCUUCCUGGAAGAUCCGCGCUUAUGACAAAAACAAACAGCCAAAGCAAACCUUCGCAGCGUGAAAACGAUCUUUAUAUGCAAGCUUAUCAAGUGAGCGGUGACCUAGAUCUUGUCAGGAUUUGUAAUGUGUGUGGUCCAAAAAAGAUUUGAAGCAGUUAACCAAUGAGGUCGAACCACUCUUGGCACACGAAGGCCUGUUCGUAGGGUUGAUUUAAAGAGAUCCAGCUUGACUAAUUGUUGACAAGUUUACAACCUAUUGUGGUACCCAUGUCGACAUUGGUGAAAACGGCAGCUUUCCGUGGUUGGUGGCACAGAACGCAAAAAGGGUCUUGUGAAAAGUCAUUUGUGGAUUACAAUCUGUUCAAUUCGCUCCCUUUUUGAACAAACCACGGAUUAAAUAUGUUGUUUUCAGGUGCGUUGACAUAGGUGCCAAAAACAUUCUGUAAUGAUUAUGUUGGAAUGCUCUUAAACGUAUGCUAGUAGUGGGAAUCUGUGUGUGUUUUUUUUUUUUUUAAGUUUAUUUCGAAAAAGUUCUUAGUACAGCACCAAAAAAAACGAUUUCAAUAAGUGUGAGCUUGUUUGUUGUACAUCGAUUUUUGCCGAAGGACUUUAGUUGGCGGAGAAUGACGGCGGAUGACGCGUUACAAACUGCUAAAGCAUUCAUACCGUGCCUAAAACCCAGAAUAGCUUUCAUUUCAAACCCAUGUCAUUCGUACGUCCCUGGUCGACCAAGUCUACGAACCUUUACCAAGACAUAGCAUAUUUAAAACCGCCAGUGUUUUCUUGUUUGCGUCUCGUUUCGCAAUCUUUCUGUCUGCGUGUAAGUGUCGUGUAAGCGUUCAAAAAGUGCAUACGUCAGAGAAGGAGGUGUGUGUUCAGUACAAAAACGUACCACUUCCUCGGCAGUGAACAGGAAACAGCCAUUCUCAGGGUUACUGUUAGACGUGUGGAGGAAACAAACAAGAGUCCAAUAGCUCAGGCCUCUCACCAUGAAAGUUUCCAUUAAUGAAGAAUCUUCUCAACAAAGUCACUGGAUUUAACUUCUGUCAGCGCAUCAUCUGCGCCAGCUGCCAAAGAUAACGGUGAUACGACUCUUUUAUUUUUUUGCCCACAUGCUGGCAGAGGGCAGGGCCAAUGGCUGAUGGGCCGAGAUGUGCUACUACUAUCGUAUUAUGACAACUACUAUUAGAUAAAUGUACUAACGGAGGGAGGGGAGGUCGGACUUGGGCGGUGGUCCACAGCUGUGCUGUGGCUUUGGUCAACAUACGUUAGAUCUCUCUUAAAAUGCACCUGUUUCACUGUGAAGAGUGAAUGUAAUUUAACUAUUGAAAAUCAAGGUUGGUUCUAUCAGACCUAUAAGCUGCUAUGAGACGUGUUAGGAACAUUCCACUGGGGAGUUAAAAACAAAUUAAAAUGGCCAAAUGUCUGCAUGAAAUGAUGAUUUUUUUUUAUUAUUAUUAUUCUUUUCUGUUUAGUUUAGGGCAGGGGCGGGAUCCUGGAAUCAGCGUUCGACUGGUCCUACGAUGAAAUUCUUGAGCCAUUUGAGAGCGCGCGUAGGUUUUUAUUCAUGAUCGAUUCGACCAGUCGGUUGUUACAACUCAGUUGGAUCCCAGUGUUUGUUUUGUUUGCGUUUUUACUUUCACAAACGUUAUAUGCAUUUCACAAUCUCGUAGUAAAGAGAAAGAGGGCUGCUAUGACCCCAUCUGAGACGGUCAGUGUUUUACAGCUUUUUCCCGAUACUGAUUAUAAACCUCACGCCAGCCUUUGGUAAAACAAACCGUUACCAUGUUUCCACUGCAGGUCAGAUCUCGAGCUCGACGCGGGCCUCUCUUUCUCUCUCUGGUUGGCUUGCGUUAACGGCGAAGUCACAAACUAUGCAAACGGAAUGCAUACGAUCCAAUGGCUCUUAACUUAGUUUUUAUUUUGCGCUUUUCUUUUUCUCCUUCUGUCACUCAAAUGGAAAUAACCUAACUUGCAAUGAUACUUGGCCUUAUUAUUGUUGUUAUUAUUAUUAUUAUUAUUGUUUUAAGAUCUUGAUUCUUCGGAAGCCAACUCAGUUUCAAGGGCGACCGUGGGUUACAGACAUGGUCUCUAUGAGACUGGCCAGAAGGCCCCAGUUAUAAGUGGUACGAAUGUUGUGCAUUUGUAUAAAAUCAGGACAGUUUGCAAUAAAGAAUUGGCCAUCUUGGGACACCAGCAGUGCUAAGACCACACUGCUAACUUAUAAACUUAAUGGGGAGUUAAAAAAGAUAACAUAAACCUGCAUAUGCGUAUAUAUACCAACGUAUAUACUUUUAUGCAACACAUGUCCGGGUUCUAUUUAUGAACAUUGAAUAAAAAGUUUAUAAGUGUCGUUGUUUUGCAAAAAUGGUUUUACCAUCUUAAAUGUUUAAUAUUUGGGCAGGUGUGUUCUGUCUACUAUUUGUCUCCGGUGAGCACAUAGCAUUGGAUUUUAUAUGUACAUCUGCAAACAGGAAGUACUCUGGCACAGGUGUGAACAUGCCAGGUGGGAAGAUUUUAAUGAGAAAAAGUGAUCUCGAGGUUCCACGAUAAACAAGAAAAACCUUUGAAAAACUUAACUGACAGAUAUUGGGUAAACCAGCCGAAUGUUGAUUUGAAUUAAUGUUGAACGAAUGCAUUUUCUUUUAAUCUGUAAAAUAAAAGCAUACAAAAAUCAA
Molecule: messenger RNA, 5849 nt
Organism: Pimephales promelas (fathead minnow)
Lineage: Eukaryota; Metazoa; Chordata; Actinopteri; Cypriniformes; Leuciscidae
Gene: fbxo33
Product: F-box protein 33
Biological process (GO): positive regulation of protein ubiquitination
Molecular function (GO): protein binding
Source: RefSeq, a predicted model, not a curated record